ACUCUCAUCCACUGUGUCUGUCACUGCUUUUGGUACAAGACUACACGCAUAUUUGGACUCCUUAUUGUUUGGACAAAGACAAAAAAAUCAAGGAAGAAUGGUAUCUGCCGGGCUACAGAUGUUGGGCACAGCCCUGGCCAUCAUUGGCUGGAUCCUGACCAUUGUGACUUGUGCCCUGCCCAUGUGGAAGGUCACAGCUUUCAUUGGGAGCAACAUUGUGACAGCACAGAUCAACUGGGAGGGCAUCUGGAUGUCCUGCGUGGUGCAAAGCACUGGACAGAUGCAGUGCAAGGUCUACGACUCUAUGUUGGCUCUCAGCUCGGACCUGCAGGCCGCCCGCGCACUCUGUGUCAUUUCCAUUUUGCUUGGUGUCAUGGGGAUCCUCCUGGCCAUCGCUGGUGGCAAGUGCACCAACUGUGUGGAGGAUGAAAGCUCCAAAGCAAAGGUGGGCAUCACAGCGGGUGUGGUCUUCAUCGUCUGUGGUAUCCUGUGUCUGAUUCCCGUCUGCUGGUCAGCCAACAGCAUUAUCAGUGAUUUCUACAAUCCCUUAGUGCCGGGUGCACAGAAGUAUGAGAUCGGAGCUUCUCUCUUCAAAAUGGGGAGAAUUGCCAAGGAGGUGUGGGGCCAAACACUGUGCUUCAUCGGAUUGAUUGGCUUGUGCCUAACGUGUGGCCUACCCAUGUGGCGUACAACCUAUUUCAUCGGUGCCAACAUCGUGACAGGCCAGAUUGUCUGGGACGGGCUGUGGAUGAACUGUGUGAUGCAGAGUACGGGUCAGAUGCAGUGCAAGAUCCAGUCGUCCGUCAUGAGUCUGACGCAGGACCUGCAGGCGGCGCAAGCCCUCAUAGUCAUCGCCAUUUUGAUUGCUUUUGCUGGCAUACUCAUGACAUUUAUUGGUGCACAAUGUACCAGUUGCUUGAAGAAUGAGUCCACCAUGGCCAAAUUGGUCAUUUGUGGAGGUGUCCUAUGUAUUGUGGCUGCUGUUGUGUGCCUCAUUCCUGUCUGCUGGUCAGCGGCAUUCACGAUCACUGAUUACAGCAAUGUUCUCGUACCUACAUCGCAGAAAAGGGAGAUAGGUGGUUCCGUAUACAUCGGCUGGGGAACUUCAUUCGUUCUUCUUCUUGGAGGGAUCAUUUUGUGCACCUCUUGUCCACCAAAUGAUAUGCAGCAGAAUAACCCAAACACGUAUCCCUACCAAGGGCCUUUCAUGGGACCAGCUGGACACUAUAUGCCUCCAAAAACAUAUCCACCCAGCGUUACAUAUUCUGGAACAUACGUACCGGGUAAACCAUAUGUGGCUCCGAGCACUUACUCAGCCGUUCCAAGGCAAUACAUGUAAGCAAACAAAUGUGGACUUAACUGAAUGUGUACACUUGCCAGUGUUCAAACUGUAAAAAGAAGCUUUGUUGUCUUAUAAUGUUCAUUUCCAACCUUUAAGAGUCUUGUGUAAACCUGUUUAGCAACUUUCAUUAAUUAUUUUUUAUACUUUGCCUGAAUAAAUGGUUAAGUUUCUUUGAAUGUUGUGUAAAAAUAUAAAUCAAAUGUAAAUAAAUAAAUAAAUAAAUAAAAACAAGGGAAAAAAACUUUGUUGAUAGAAUCUACUGUAAUAAAGGUUAAAUAUCUCAUGUAUAAAUAUUGGUAUAUUGGUUUAACCAGAAAGCCAAGAUUUUACUCUUUUAUAGCAAUGUAUAAAGCUCAGAAUGUGGUCAUAUGACUCCAAAAUAACCGAGCAGGUCACAAAUGGUUGGUUUAUAGAUACCAUUCUGCACUAUUUGUGUUAAACUGUCAUUACACACUUCUCAUUUUACAUAACCAAAAUAAAGGGCCGUCAUGUCUCAGCCUUUCAGAAUUCCUUGUAAAUAAACGCAUUUCUCUUAUGACAA
This is a messenger RNA of Ictalurus punctatus (channel catfish), 1883 nucleotides long. RefSeq names its product claudin f (gene cldnf). Gene Ontology annotation, biological process: bicellular tight junction assembly; cell adhesion. The coding region runs from base 98 to 1339 and encodes 413 amino acids. NCBI's taxonomy places the organism in Eukaryota, Metazoa, Chordata, Actinopteri, Siluriformes, Ictaluridae. Gene Ontology annotation, cellular component: plasma membrane; bicellular tight junction. Gene Ontology annotation, molecular function: structural molecule activity. The record is from RefSeq and is a predicted model, not a curated record. The transcript is spliced from 2 exons.